UACCUUUGUACCUCUUCACAGAACKGAUCAUAAAGUUGUCAGAGUCGGUGCCAAGGCCAAGGCCUCCAUGUCUCUGUACCGCGAUACCAACUACACACAGCCUUACCCAGCUGGUCAGCCAGUCACCCUGAUUGCGGGUUCCUCCCUGCACGUGGGCGUGUCCGUAGAGGAGUCAGAGGCAGAACGUUUUGUUGUUGUUCUGGAAGACUGCUACACCACGGAAUCACCCAGCCCUGAUAAUCUCCCACAGACCUACAUGAUUCAGGACAGGUGUCCUACAAAUCGUACCCAGGUGACAGUGGAGGAAAGCGGCUCAUCCCUCAGGGCUCGCUUCUCUGCUCUACUGCAGGGGGACUACCGUUACAUCUUCCUGCACUGCAGCCUCAGCCUGUGUGACCAGGGGAGCUCCUCCUGCACUCCAGUGUGUUCCAGGAGGAGAUCGCGCUCUGUGUCCAAGUCCAUCCGCCUCAAUCCCCUCACCAUCGGGCCAAUCACCUGGGCCCAGAGUCUGGAGUGAGCCUUGGGACAAUCCUUCAUAUG
This is a messenger RNA of Salvelinus sp. IW2-2015, 540 nucleotides long. RefSeq names its product pancreatic secretory granule membrane major glycoprotein GP2-like. Gene Ontology annotation, biological process: neutrophil migration. The record is from RefSeq and is a predicted model, not a curated record. Gene Ontology annotation, cellular component: cell surface; apical plasma membrane. NCBI's taxonomy places the organism in Eukaryota, Metazoa, Chordata, Actinopteri, Salmoniformes, Salmonidae.